AGUAGAUUUAACUCUUGCCGGGACCCCCCAUCUUCUAAACCUUGUUGGACCCUAUGGUUGGUAAUACAUACCAUGUAAUACUAAACCUUAAGUAACUUAUAGUAGUCUUAUACAUGACAGUCUAAGAAAAUGUCUAAGAAAAUGUAUAAAAGUUUCAAGUUCCCACAUCUUUGAUCAUUUGAACUUUCUUUCCAUUCUCGGACAUAUACUUGUAUUUAUUGUACUUAGUUGUCAACGUCAACUCGCUUCGGCCCAUCAUUGUCUACCUAUCUUUAACAUAUUAUCAUUGUAUGCUUACAACUAACCUGUAAUUUCGCACGGCUGAGGAGUAUCACAGGAUAUUCUCUGUAUACUCCUUGCGUCAGGAAUUGGUUUUCUUCCUCUUUUUUGAGUUGCCAGAGUCCUCAGAGUCUCACCACAUUUACUCGUCCGCAAGUUGUCUCAAACUAUCCCAAGCACUAGAGACAUAAUAUCUUCGUGAUGAGACCCCCUAUUCCCAUCUUAUCCGACUAUGGAAUCUCGCCAAACCAUGGAUUCCUACCUGAUGUCCUACCCUUAACGAGACUUCCGGACCCCUAUUAUAAUAAAUGGGAGUCCAUUGGCUCUAAUCUGCAGAAUCUGAUUCUCAGUAAACGCCUCCGGGGAGUCAUCGAUCGCCUACCUGUUCUCUCCACCGUUGGUCUGGAACAUGAUGCGGAAUGGAGAAGAGCAUACAUGCUCCUGACCUUUUUUGCUCAUGGCUACAUCUGGGGAGGUGACAUUCCCUGUGAUCGAGUGCCACCGAGCAUUUCUGUGCCCCUUUUGGAUAUUUGUGAACAUCUCGAAAUUCCACCCGUCUCCACCUACGCCGCCUCGGUGCUAUGGAAUUUCAAGCCGCUCUUUGUCGAUGAGGGGAUAGACGAUCUGGAUAAUAUCGCCACUCUGUUGACCUUCACCGGGUCACUUGACGAAUCUUGGUUUUACCUAGUCUCGGUUGCCAUCGAGGCUCGUGGUGGUCCCAUCAUUCCUCUCAUGUUGACAGCAGUUGCUGCCGCUCGCGAAGGCGAUAGCGCAACCGUGACACGUUGCCUGCGUGCCUUUGCCGAACGUCUUGAUGACCUUGGUGGACUAUUGCGUCGUAUGCAUGAAAGCUGCGACCCUGGCUACUUCUACAACCGCAUCCGCACUUUUCUCGCCGGCAGUAAAAACAUGGCUGAAGCAGGCCUACCUAAUGGUGUUAUCUACGACGAUGGGACGGGCGAGUCCCAGUAUGUUCAAUACAGCGGGCCAAGUAACGCACAGAGUAGCCUGAUCCAGUUCUUCGACAUUGUUCUUGGCAUCGAGCACCGUCCUACUGGCGAGAAACCAGAUCCAGCAUCCGAGUCGGAGCGAGAAGGGCGUAGCUUGGUUCCCCAACACAAUUUCAUUCGCGACAUGCGACGGUACAUGCCAGGACCUCACGCUCGCUUUUUGCGUGAUGUCGGUGCCGUAGCUAACAUCCGAGAGUUCGUCGAGAGCCGUGGUGGUACUGAUCUUCCGUUGUGUAUUGCGUAUGAUGCGUGCCUUGCUAUGCUCCGCGCUUUUCGUGAUAUCCACAUCGCCAUUGUUACACGUUAUAUUUACCUACCGUCUCAAGAAAAGAGGGUUCGCAGUCCCGAAGUCGCCAAAACCCGACAGAACCUGGCAACGGCCUCGAACAACGAGCAGCAUAAGAAGGUCAAAGGCACUGGCGGCACUGCCUUAAUCCCCUUCCUCAAGCAGGCUCGUGAUGAGACAGGCGAACCGUCCGUCCUGACUUGGGCCAAGCGUUUCAUGAGUCGACAGACUAAGAUUUCGGGUCAAAACGAUUUCUUCCUCGGUAAAGAAGAGAAGAAUGCAUUGGAUGAACCCGUCUUAGAACACGGUCUUGCGGGGACGUGGUCUAUGAAUGAGGAGUACGGCGGUAUCUGCUACAAUUAGCGCGCCACUGAAGAUAUGAAGUAUUUAUAUAGAUAGAUACAGCGAAGACCGUUUGAAUACUACAGCGUUAUCUGA
Hypoxylon fragiforme is the source of this 2013-nucleotide messenger RNA. RefSeq names its product Indoleamine 2,3-dioxygenase. The record is from RefSeq and is a predicted model, not a curated record. Gene Ontology annotation, biological process: 'de novo' NAD+ biosynthetic process from L-tryptophan. Gene Ontology annotation, molecular function: metal ion binding; heme binding; indoleamine 2,3-dioxygenase activity. The transcript has a single exon. Gene Ontology annotation, cellular component: cytoplasm. Bases 481 to 1938 code for a protein of 485 amino acids. Lineage: Eukaryota; Fungi; Ascomycota; Sordariomycetes; Xylariales; Hypoxylaceae.